Molecule: messenger RNA, 2492 nt
Organism: Sorex fumeus (smoky shrew)
Lineage: Eukaryota; Metazoa; Chordata; Mammalia; Eulipotyphla; Soricidae
Gene: ALCAM
Product: activated leukocyte cell adhesion molecule
Exons: 15
Coding region: 713-2464 (583 amino acids)
Biological process (GO): cell adhesion
Cellular component (GO): plasma membrane
Source: RefSeq, a predicted model, not a curated record
CUUGGUCCUGCAGCGCCUCUAGGCUGCAGAGCCGCGCUUCAACCACCUGCUCGGCGCAGCGUCCAGGGAAGCGGGGAGGAGACUGAAACGGGAGGGAAGAGGCGGGAGGGAGGAGGAGAGAAGCCGCUUACACACGCCUUCCAGUCGCUCCACUCAGAGCAGCCGGGAGAUCGCUGCUGCCGCCGCUCCUCACACUGCCGCUGCUAUUCCUGCCACCGCUGCUGCCACCUGAGGAGACUUCCAGGACCCCCGGCCUCCCUUGCCGCCACCCCCGACGAUUCCUUUCCAGCACCAGGCUUUUGAUGCACAUUGCCACUACUGCCACUUAGCAUCAUUGCUACUAUUAUUUUUAUUCCAAGACCCGGAAAAAUCAUAGUGCGGACAGAAAGAACUACGUCCACCUUUGCGAAUUACUCAAGUGUCUCUGAGGAAGAAGGAGUCUGCAGGUCCCGGGAGCCGCUGCAGCCUCGGGAGCCGAGGGCGGCAGUUGCAAAGGGGGGAGGAGUUGGGGCAUCGCCUGGUGGAAAGUUGCGUGCGGCCGAGCCCUGAAGGUGCCGCUCGACAGCCUGGGGGAGCUGUUUGUCUAGGAGAACCGUCUGCCCCCGCGUCCGGACCCCCGGGUGCGCAGGCCGUGUGGGGCCAGGGACGACGCCCCCUCCUGCGGCGCGGACUCUGUCAGCGGCCCCCAAGGAGGAGGAGGAGGAGGAGGAAUAUGGCUUCGAAGGCGGUCCCCUCCUGCCGUCUGGUUUUCUGCCUCUUGAUGUCCGCUGCUGUCCUCAGGCCAGGUCUUGGAUUGUACACUGUAAAUUCAAUAUAUGGAGAUACCAUUAUCUUGCCUUGCCGACUAGAUGUACCUCAGAAUCUCAUGUUUGGCAAGUGGAAAUAUGAGAAGCCUGAUGGGUCCCCAGUAUUUAUUGCCUUCAGAUCGUCUAUGAAGAAAAGUGUGCAGUAUGAUGAUGUGCCAGAAUACAAAGACAGAUUGAGCCUCUCAGAAAACUACACUUUAUCUAUCAGUAAUGCGAGGAUCGGUGAUGAAAAGAGAUUUGUGUGCAUGCUUGUAACUGAGGACAAUGUGUUUGAGGCGCCUACAGUCGUGAAGGUGUUCAAGCAGCCAUCAAAACCUGAAAUUGUCAGCAAAGCACCUUUUCUUGAAACAGAGCAGCUUAAAAAGUUGGGCGACUGUGUUUCUGAAGACAGUUAUCCAGAUGCUAAUAUCACAUGGUACAGAAAUGGAAAAGUGUUGCAACCUCUUGAUAGAGCAGUAGUCAUAAUUUUUACGAAGCAAAUGGACCCAGUAACUCAGCUGUAUACCAUGACUUCUUCGCUGGAGUAUAAAGCAACCAAGGCUGACAUACAUAUGCCAUUUACAUGCUCUGUGACAUAUUAUGGACCAUCUGGCCAGAACACAAUUUAUUCUGAACAAUCGGUCUUUGAUAUUUAUUAUCCUACAGAACAAGUGACAAUGCAAGUGUUGCCACCAAAAAAUGCCAUCAAAGAAGGGGACAACAUCACCCUUACUUGUUUGGGAAAUGGUAACCCUCCUCCUGAGGAGUUUUUGUUUUACUUGCCAGGACAGCCUGAAGGAAUAAGAAGCUCAAAUACUUACACAUUGGCAGAUGUGAGGCGCAAUGCAACAGGAGACUACAAAUGCUCUCUGAUAGACAAAAAAAACAUGAUUGCUACAACAGCCAUCACUGUUCACUAUUUGGAUUUAUCCUUAAACCCAAGUGGGGAAGUGACCAAGCAGAUUGGUGAUACUCUGCCAGUGUCAUGCACAAUAUCUGCUAGUAGGAAUGCAACUGUGGUAUGGAUGAAAGAUAACAUCAAGCUUCGAUCUAGCCCUUCAUUCUCUAGUCUUCAUUAUCAGGAUGCUGGAAACUAUGUCUGUGAAACCGCUCUGCAGGAGGUUGAAGGACUAAAGAAAAGAGAGUCUUUGACUCUCAUUGUAGAAGGAAAACCUCAAAUCAAAAUGACAAAGAAAACUGAUCCCAGUGGACUGUCUAAAACAAUAAUCUGCCAUGUGGAAGGUUUUCCGAAGCCAGCCAUACAGUGGACCAUUACUGGCAGCGGAAGCGUCAUAAACCAAGCAAAGGAAUCUCCUUAUAUCAAUGGCAGGUAUUAUAGUAAAAUUAUCAUUUCCCCUGAAGAAAAUGUUACAUUAACUUGCACAGCAGAAAACCAGCUGGAAAGAACAGUAAACUCCUUGAAUGUCUCUGCUAUAAGUAUUCCAGAACACGAUGAGGCAGACGAGAUCAGUGAUGAAAACAGAGAAAAGGUGAAUGACCAGGCAAAAUUAAUUGUGGGCAUCGUUGUUGGCCUUCUCCUUGCUGCUCUAGUUGCUGGCGUCGUCUACUGGCUGUACAUGAAGAAAUCAAAGACUGCAUCAAAACAUGUGAACAAGGACCUUGGUAACAUGGAAGAAAACAAAAAGUUAGAAGAAAACAACCACAAGACAGAAGCCUAAGAGAGAAAUUGUUCUAGUUGUUGUCCAG